UAAACAGCACGUGUAUAAACUCCAAAACACUUAGCGCCUUUGACCGCUAUUAGAGUGACUAUAAUCAGAGUGGCGACAGCUGUUCGUUUGGAAUGACAGCUACCAGUUCCAAACGAGUAAACGACCUGUCAAUUCAAUGUAAAGCUAAUGGAAUGUUUUGAAUUGUUGCCAACAUUACGGAUGAGAUGUCGUCACUCUGGUUAUAGGCACUCUAACCGCUAUAUUGUGUAUAUUCUAAACGGAGACAUUAACAUUAACAAAUAAAAUGGUAUUCUUUACGUGCAAUCACUGUGGUGAAUCACUGAAAAAGCAGGCAGUCGAAAAGCAUGGUUGGAGAUGCAAACGAGAGAUCGACGUUUGCUGCGUGGAUUGCCAUAAAGAUUUUUACGGUACGGCGUACACCGCUCACACAAGCUGUAUCACCGAGGAGGAAAAAUAUUCCGGAAAGGAUUACGUUCCGAAAGCAAAUGCCAAUAAGGGUGCGAAAAAACAGGAAGCAUGGCUGGAAACAAUUCGUUCCAUAACGGACCGCAAAAAGAAUCUUCCAAAAGGCAUCAGCGACGUGUUCAAUGUUAUUCGUAAUAACGAUAAUAUUCCUCGAAAGAAGAAAGGUUUCAUGAACUUUUUCCAAAACUCAGCCAAAUAUAUUCGAACGAACGAUGUGGACGCCGCCUGGUCUCUACUCGAAGAGGAAGUGAAAAGGAAUAACGACAGUGCAAAUCAGAACCAAGCUAAUGGAACUGUUCCGAACGGAUCAAUUAAGACGGGCAAUGGAACUAUCCCGAAUGGAUCGAAUAUGGAGACCAAUCAAACCAGUAGUCCUCAAGAAAAUGGGUUGAAAAAACGAAAACUUGAUGAAACAGAAGAUCAAACGAUUAAAGCCGAGCCCGCAAGCAAAAAGGCAAAGAAAAAAUUUAAAGAUCAACCGAUCGUUAAAUCUGAAGAGAACGAAAAUCUUGUAAAUGUAAGCGCGGUAGAAAGCGAUAGCACAGCUGCCCCACAAGAAGGCAAGUUCAAAUGGAAGGAGGCAAUUUUAAGUACCCUUGGAACCAAAAACAACGAAAUGAAACUGAACAAGUUAAGGAAGAAGGUCCUGAAGAGGUACCAACAGUUUAAGGGAUGUGGUGUCGAUACUGGAGAUAAAAUAGAGCGAAAAUUUAGUAAAAAGAUUACUAAGCUUGGUUUAGUUGUAGAUAAUGAGACUGUUCGACUGCUUGAUUAACUAAUAAAGAAAAUUCUAUCAGAAAA
Molecule: messenger RNA, 1248 nt
Organism: Malaya genurostris
Lineage: Eukaryota; Metazoa; Arthropoda; Insecta; Diptera; Culicidae
Product: cell growth-regulating nucleolar protein
Exons: 1
Coding region: 266-1222 (318 amino acids)
Biological process (GO): rRNA processing; negative regulation of transcription by RNA polymerase II
Cellular component (GO): nucleolus
Molecular function (GO): DNA binding
Source: RefSeq, a predicted model, not a curated record